GGGAGACCUUUUGUUUGAGAUUUAUUGGAUUUUCUUUUCUAAAGAGUUUGUCUCUUGUGGAACUGUUUUUGAGCCUAACAUGUUUAGGUUUGUUUAGUUUGCUUCAUGCUGCGUCAAGUGGUAUUAGAGCGCGAACGCAUAAUCCUGGUAUCAUGGUCGACGGGUUUGGAGGAAAUCAUCCUAAUGUCGCUGGAGAAGGGAUGAAGACGGCAGCAAAUUUGGAGCGCAGGCUUGAAGGGCGACUCAUAGAGAUAGAAAGGAGUCUCGACGAGGUUUACACAAGUUUGUGCACUCUUGCAGUGAAUCUCAAUAGAGGGCUAGAGGUAGCAAGGGAUGUCGAUCGAGAUGUUGCUCGAGAGCGCCUUGUUAAUCAACACCAUCCUAUUAAUUGGAGAUUACAUGCUUAUGACAAUUCAAGUGAUGAUGAUUUUCAUGUAGCCCAACAGGUGGUGAACUGUGGGAACCCAAGGAACGCCAGGGGAAGUGGAUGUGGCUAUGUUGGAGGGCUUGGAGGUGCAGGAGAACCGAAGAAGAGAAGGCUAAACUCCCAUUUGUCUUUGGCCUUGUAUGAGUCAAAAGCUUCAAGCCAGAAUGAUCUACAUGAAUCUGAAGGACAACAAGUCUUUAGAUACCUUGAAGGGUUACGACCAGCAUUAAAAGAGAAAAUUUGUGUCCAGCUUCAUGUGGCUGUACUUGCUGCUACUUUGCAGCCUCAUUUGCCUUUCAUUACAACCUCAUGUCAUCAACAUUUGCAGCAUAGUUUGCUGCACUUUGCUGUUACUGUGCUUUGCUUUGACACCACAGCUCCAACAUUAGCCCACAAAGCUGAGGUAACAGCAAAGGAACAUCAGGGAAAUGGGAUUGAAUUUUAUCGAAAAGGUUAUAGCACUUCUAGCUCAAAGUUUGAAGACAACCUUGCCCACCCUACACAAAAUAAGCUAGCAAUAGACAAGCCAGUGGUGAGGAACAUAAGCAAGAAAGCAAUGGAAGGGGUGGAAGCUUAUAAGAAGGUGGCUUUGAUUGAGCAAGGAGAUGAUGUUAGUGAAGUUCUCUAUGACCUAAAUGAUGAUGGAGACCAUGAGGAAGAUGAACAUCGGCAAACUUAUGUGGUGAAGAUGACCAUGUUGUCGCCAAAGGAAGCCAUUGAAAAGUUGCAGCUGGAAGUCGAGAAGCACCCAAGUCCCUACACAAUUGGAUGGAUCAAGUUUGGAGAUGAAAUAAAGAUUUUGUUUGGAAGACCUUGGCAAUUUGACAUGGAUGCUCAACAUCCCGGAAGGGACAAUGUUUAUCGUUUAGUUAAGGAAGGGGUAUGCUACACUUUGCUGCCUUUGUCAAGGAGGCCAAAAGCAAAAUCUACACUACCAAAUGCAGACAAAACAUUCUUGAUAAUGGUUAAUUUAGGACAAAAAUUUCUAGAGGAAUGCAAAGAGACCAAGGAGGUUCAUGUUUUGCUAGUGAAAGAGUUAGCAAACCAAGCUAGGAAAGGAAAACUUGCUGAGGAGGUAAAAGCCACCCUAAACCUCAUGCCGGGAGCUAGUUUGCCAAAUUUACCUCAUUACCGAAUGAGUCCAAAAGAGAAGGAUAUUUUGCGAGAGAAUGUUGAAGAGCUACUAGAGAAAGGUAUGAUCAGAGAGAGUACGAGCCCUUGUGCUGUACCUGCGUUGCUCACACCAAAGAAAGAUGGAAGUUGGCAAAUGUGUGUUGACAACAGAGCUAUUAAUAAAAUUACAAUCGGGUACAAGUUUCCCAUACUGCGGCUUGAUGAGAUGUUGGACCAGCUGCACGGAGCUAAGGUGUUCACCAAGCUUGACCUUCGAAAUGGCUACCACCAAAUUUGUAUUAGACCCAGGGAUGAGUGGAAGAUAGCUUUUAAGACUCGAGAUGGGUUGUAUGAGUGGUUAGUGAUGCCUUCUGGCUUAAGCAACGCUCCAACUCCUAUUACUGAAUGUAUGAAGAAGGGGAAGUUUAGAUGGGGAGACGAAGAAGAAAGAAGCUUUGCGUUGCUUAAAGAAAAGCUUUGCAUAGCACCAAUCUUGGCUUUACCAGACUUUGGAAAACUAUUUGAAGUGGAGUGUGAUGCUUGUGGAGUGGGCAUUGGGGCAGUACUUUCCCAAGAGAAGAGGCCUAUAGCUUGUUUUAGUGAGAAACUCAGUGACUCUAGGCGGUAAUGGACAACAUAUGAUAAGGAGUUUUAUGUAGCAGUGAAAGCCUUAAAGAUUUGGGAACAUUAUCUAAUUGGCAAGGAGUUUGUUCUAUACUUCGACCACCAAGCAUUGAGAUACUUGAAUAGCCAGAAGAGACUUAGCAAUGACUUACAUGCUCGCUAGUCCUCUUUCUUGUAGAAAUUCCCUUUCAAGCUUAUUCAUAAAUUUGGUUCUCAAAA
Rubroshorea leprosula is the source of this 2383-nucleotide messenger RNA. The record is from the annotation of a GenBank genome assembly. Lineage: Eukaryota; Viridiplantae; Streptophyta; Magnoliopsida; Malvales; Dipterocarpaceae.